UCACAUUAUGGUUACGCUGAAAUGACCAAAACUGCAGUUACUGCCUAAAAUAUCCCCUUUCGUGGGUUGCUUCCUUCCAACAAGACGUAUUUUGUCAUGUUUAUCCCGGACCAAAAAGAUGGUGCGUUCCCUUCUUCCAUCCAGUUCUCUUUAGUGUUUGCCAAUGUUGGAGGUGUAACUGGGGUCUGGCCCUGGACAAAGGAAUAGAGCAUGGCUCAAGUGAAAGUACAGACCGCAGCGCCCCUGGCUGGUCCUGGCCUCUCCCCUGGAGUUUCUCCGACGGCCAUGGCCAGCCCAGGACCCCUGGGUCUGCAGCCCUCUGUCAACGGCACAGGCCCGGCCCCCACACCCGCCUGCCCUGCUCCUGCAGUCGGAUAUGGGGACGUUCCUGUGUCUGCCACACCACCAGGCUCGCCCCAGGAGGACAUGGCAAACCCUAAAGAGAAAACUCCAAUGUGCUUGGUGAAUGAGUUAGCCCGUUUCAACAGGAUCCAGCCACAGUACAAGCUCCUCAAUGAGAGAGGCCCUGCACACGCUAAGAUCUUCACGGUGCAGCUGACCCUCGGGGAGCAGGUGUGGGAGGCGGAGGGCACCAGCAUUAAGAAGGCCCAGCACUCCACUGCUGCCAAAGCGCUGGCCGAGAGCGUCCUGCCCAGGCCCGCGCCCCGCUCGCCUAAAGUCGACGUCAACAGCAACCCAGGCAGCAUAACGCCCACCGUGGAGCUGAACGGUCUGGCCAUGAAGAGAGGGGAGCCAGCUAUAUACAGACCCCUGGAUCCCAAACCCAUCCCCAACUACAGAGCUAAUUACAACUUCAGAGGGAUGAUUAACCAAAGGUACCAUUAUCCUGUCCCUAAGAUCUUCUACGUGCAGCUCUCCGUGGGGAGUCGGGAGUUCAUCGGGGAAGGACGCACCCGCCAAGCGGCGAGGCACAGCGCUGCCAUGAAAGCCCUCCAAGCACUUCGCAACGAACCGAUCCCUGAACGGCCACCGCAGAGUCCAGAAGAGAAAGUGGAGACACAAGAAGGAACCGAUGCCAGCAAAUCAGAGAUUAGCCUCGUCUAUGAAAUCGCCCUCAAAAGAAACUUAUCUGUUAACUUUGAGGUAGGAACAAAAACACAGCCAUCAGGCAAUCAUUUUAAGUUCAUACCAUCAAGUUGAAAAAUUAUCAAGAAUGUCAGUGUUGUGGCUGUGAACUGGAUCGGGAUGAGAAAUACAAAAAGAAGGUCUGCAGGAUGAAGAUUACCUUCAUCCUGCAGACAGUUUUUAUCUUGUUUUUAUCUCUUUGAGCUUUCAGGGUUUCUUGAGGAACGUGUUGGAUUUGAAAAUGCCUGCACCAAGGCUGCUGUUUUAAUAUCAGCAGGAAAUGCAGAAAAUAGUUUUAUCUAUAUUAACAGGUCAGUGUUUCUAAAAAGUGGAAGUCAGAAAUUGGCAGCAGCACUCGUACUGGUGCAUCUCUAGACGCGUUCCACCUUCUUCACACCCAAAAGUUGUCAGCUUUGGCGACAUUCCUCAGCCUCAGUGGCUCCACAUCAGUCCCCCAAAAUAAACUCCCCACCAGUUUUGUUCGGUUUCUUUGCUACACGUGAUCCUACCCUUAGAGCUGCAUCCUCAAAGUCAGAGUAGCUCACUCUGUCCUCAUAUGACCUGCUCUGUUCUUCUUGGCUUUUACCAUAUCUUAGCUGACUCAUCUAAUAUUCUCUCCCCAAGCCUCCACCCCCUCAUCUUCGUUCGCGCUCGGUAAGGUGCCAAAAACAAGGGAAGCUCAGUUUACACUGUGUGCUCCCUCCCUUCCUCCUUAGACCUCUCCCUUCCAUCUCCAUCACUCCCAAAAAUCACAAAUGAGGCAGUUGCAUGUGGAGACAAGGGGGGAGAUGCAGACGCAGGAAGAGAAGUAACAUAUUUUCUCUCUGCUGACUUGGCUUGUUAAUGAGUUUACCCCUACUUUGGAAAAGUUAUCUGGAAAACUGUUCGCCCUCACCUUCCUCUACUCAUUUGCCCUUUAAAGCAGGAUGUAGUUUCCUUUUUAGGAACGGCUAUUAAUUAUUUUAGCCGGCUAAAUCAGGGGUUGAGGUAAUUCAUUAUCUGUCAUGUCUUUGUCACUGUCCUUGAUUACACUGUCAUUUUUAGUCCUGGGAAAUUUGGAGAGAGAGGCUGUAUUUUUGUUCUUCUGAACCAUUUCCUGUUUUCUCUAAUUAAUGUUUUUUUCCCUUCAACUUUUCCUAUUUUUAAUCACCUUAAAUAUCUCUAUCCAAAAUUAAUCUUUCCAGUUUUUUUCCCCCACUUGUGAUUUGUGUAGUUCUUGUUUUUUUUGUUUGUUUUUUUUUGUUUUUUUUUCCAGUAAGCUUGCUGGAAUAUUAAAUAAUUAAAUAGUCCUUGUAAUUUUGGAGCUAGCUUAGCAGUGAAGCUACAGAUUGUCAUGAACCAUUAAUGACCCAUAAUCCUCACAGCAUUACUGGCAAAGAACAUCCUUUCCCAGUUAAACACGUGCAACAGCUGCAGUCUGAUGCUCACAUACUGGCUUCCUUUUACCCUUCAUUACAUGAAGUAAACACUUUUCCAGGAACUCAAGUCUUAAACCAGGAGUCCAAGUCAAGUCUCAAGUAUAAUAGAGUCAUUCUUGGUUUGACGUGUAAAGACCAAGGAAGCUCAUGAAAGAAGCUGACAAGUGUGCAUCAGUCAUAAAUAAUAAAAGAACAGUUAAAUUGGAGGAAUAAGGUAACAAAUGACCAAAGGCGCGGUAUGAUGAUUCACUUUUACUCAGUUUCUAUUUCAGUAACAGUAAAUUGUCUGGGCACGCUGUACUGAGCGGGAAACAAGAUUUAGUAAGAUGUAGCACAUGAUAGCAAACAAUAAGGCAUGCAAAUUCAAAAUCCAGCGGCGCUAAAAAGCACACGCAUACAAAGAAAGCUGUUUAUUUUCAACUCGACGUUGCUUUUAAAU
This is a messenger RNA of Poecilia latipinna (sailfin molly), 2943 nucleotides long. RefSeq names its product double-stranded RNA-binding protein Staufen homolog 2. Lineage: Eukaryota; Metazoa; Chordata; Actinopteri; Cyprinodontiformes; Poeciliidae. Gene Ontology annotation, cellular component: plasma membrane; neuron projection; neuronal cell body. The transcript has 7 exons. Gene Ontology annotation, molecular function: double-stranded RNA binding; mRNA binding. The coding region runs from base 211 to 1161 and encodes 316 amino acids. The record is from RefSeq and is a predicted model, not a curated record. Gene Ontology annotation, biological process: intracellular mRNA localization; germ cell development; anterograde dendritic transport of messenger ribonucleoprotein complex.